Molecule: messenger RNA, 97 nt
Organism: Oppiella nova
Lineage: Eukaryota; Metazoa; Arthropoda; Arachnida; Sarcoptiformes; Oppiidae
Source: the annotation of a GenBank genome assembly
CACAGCUCUCGCGCAAUGCUUUUCAAUGGGAAAAGUGUUGGAAACUAUUUUGACGGAUAGGUCCACUUUGUCAACACAAUACUCAGCCAUUUCUUAA